AUGCAUAGAAAGAGAUUGAGCGGAGCACAAUAUAAAAAAGCAGCAAGAGAAAAGGAAGAAAGAGAAAAAAAAGCUAUAAAUCAAACCAUAAAACUGGAUAAAUUUUUAUUUGUUAAAAAUAUUGACGAUGCAAAUCAAACAAAUGUGAAUUCGAGACAUUCGAGUAGUACUGUAUUAGAUCAAAGCAAUGACGUAAUACCUACUGAUGGUGUGGAAAUAAAUAAUGUUAUAAGUUCUUCUGAAUCUGAAUUUCCUAAUUUAACGGCAGAGGAAAUUAAUAAAUUAAUACCUACUGAUAGUGUGGAAAUAAGUGUGAUAACAAGUAAUUCUGAAUCCGAAACUCCCAAUUUAUUAUUCACGGAACAAUUAGCACUCCUGAAUCAUGUUAUAUUCUUGAAUCAUCUUUUUCUUUUAAUAAAGAUCCGGCAUUUUGGACUGUCAACGAACAUGCGCGUGAUUAUUUUUCUAUAA
This is a messenger RNA of Macrosiphum euphorbiae (potato aphid), 471 nucleotides long. The record is from the annotation of a GenBank genome assembly. NCBI's taxonomy places the organism in Eukaryota, Metazoa, Arthropoda, Insecta, Hemiptera, Aphididae.